UUAGGAUAGAAUAGAAACAAAUUAAGGUAAAGAAAAGCAAAUUACUGAAAUGACUGGUUGCAAGGAGGGAAUGUGUUCCGAUGGCGUUUUUGCAAUCAGAUGCAUUUCGUUCUCCGCGGAAACAUGAUCUCCUAUGAGGCGCGAUAUUUCAAACUGAAUCGAAUCUUACUGCUCUUAGUUGGCUUGUGGCCGUACCAGCAACCGAAAUAUGCUCGACUUCAAGUAUUUAUACUGUUUGGUAUCUUUACGUACGGCAUUCUAUAUCAACUUCGAAUUCUUGUGACUGAAAAGUUGACAUUUAAUUUUAUGGUUAACGUUUUCUCUCUUACAUUAUGUCAUAUUAUAGGAGGAAUCCAAUAUAUGUCGUUUUGGAUCAACAUGAACACUGUGAAAUGGUUAUUGGACUAUCUGAUGUAUAUGUGUAACGAGCUAAAAGAUGACAAUGAGAUCGCUAUCAUAGAAAGUUAUGGACGUAUUAUACAACGUUAUACAGUUGUUCUUACAUCGCUUAUAAUGUUCUUGAUAUUUAUUAUUAUCACCGAGUCAAUUUUGGGCCAGAAUGUUGAAGGUUCUUUGCUUGUGAACGAGUCUCAAUCACAUCGUGCCCUGAUGUGGAUAACCGAUUUUGCCAAUCGAAAAAAAGAUAUAUGUUUAAUUUUGCUGCACACGAAUGUACUCAUUUGUAUAGAGCUGAUCGUAACGGUAGCAACCGGUAGUAUGCUCAUAGGAUAUCUCCAAUAUAGCUGCGGAAUGUUUAGUAUCGCUUGUUAUCGUAUCCAGCAAGCGAUAAAUAUUGAUCAGGAAAAUCAAACCAAUAUCAAUCCGAAAAAAGAAAUCAUAGUUUCUAAAGGGAUUAUUUAUGCCGUGGACAUUCAUCGCAAAGCUAUGGAGUAUUGCAAGUUUCUAAUAACCAAAUUUGAGGGAACGUUCUUCCUCAUGAUAGUAUUGGGCGUAACUUCGUUGAGCCUCAAUAUUUAUCGCCUUUUGCAGAUUAUAUCGUUUAGAGAAGAUAUUAGGGAAUUAUUAAUACAUAUAACAUAUGUAAAAACCAGUAUUUUGUAUAUGUUUUUAUCAAAUUAUAUCGGACAACAAGUCACGGAUCACUACAACAAUAUAUUUUUCAACGCGUACAAUGUUCGAUGGUAUAUGACGCCCUUAUCUAUACAGAGACUGAUAGUGCUGCUAUUACAAAGGGGUAACAAAAAUUUCACCUUGAAUAUCGGUAGAUUGUUUUCAGCAUCUUUAGAAUGUUUUGCUAGGUUGUCGAGUGCGUCGAUGUCUUACUUUACUGUUAUGUAUUCUAUGCAGCAACGGGAUUAAGAUUUAAAUAAUAGCAGAAAAUAGAAAAGAGAAGUAAGAUCAAAGUAAAAGAUUAAAGUUUAAAAAGUAAAGACUAAAGUAGUUACUGGCGUAAGUAGUUAGUAUCACUGACCUUUGACAUAAUUGGUCCUUAACAUCGUAGAAGCAAGGAGACUCGUUAGAUUAGAUUCAUUAGAAAGCUUUUUAUUACAAAUAACACAGCUUACGGCAUACGAUAUAAUAAUAUAUAUAGCUGACACGUCGGUAUGUGUGGUUGUCGCUCCCAGAGACCAAACAUAUCGUACGAGUGCGCGAACCAAAAUGAAACGGAGGUACCGAGUGCUGAGAGUGGGGGAGAGCAACUAAACUUGCGCGUAUCUCGACCAACAAGUUAUCAUACAUGUG
Messenger RNA from Odontomachus brunneus, 1704 nucleotides. RefSeq lists its product as uncharacterized. Bases 100 to 1320 code for a protein of 406 amino acids. Gene Ontology annotation, cellular component: plasma membrane. The transcript has 11 exons. NCBI's taxonomy places the organism in Eukaryota, Metazoa, Arthropoda, Insecta, Hymenoptera, Formicidae. Gene Ontology annotation, biological process: detection of chemical stimulus involved in sensory perception of smell; sensory perception of smell. Gene Ontology annotation, molecular function: olfactory receptor activity; odorant binding. The record is from RefSeq and is a predicted model, not a curated record.